Molecule: messenger RNA, 1416 nt
Organism: Dreissena polymorpha
Lineage: Eukaryota; Metazoa; Mollusca; Bivalvia; Myida; Dreissenidae
Exons: 4
Coding region: 879-1385 (168 amino acids)
Source: RefSeq, a predicted model, not a curated record
GGGAGCCAGACAACUCGCCCCAAAGCCAACUCGCCCCAGGACAAGUCGCCCCGAAAAUCUGGACAAGUCGCCCCAAAUAUGUUGGACAACUCGCCCCAAUCGAAAGACAACUCGCCCCAAUUUUGUUUCUUAUAUAUAGUAUUAUAGAAAUUUUGUUCAUAUAAAAUUUGUUAAGUUUAAUGUAUUAAUAUUCGUGAUUAUUGUUUUUAGGAAAUGUAGUUGUAUGAUGUUUUUUUUUCAUUUCAUAUUGUAAAACUUUGUAAUUCAAUAAUUGUUUACAUACCGGAUUGCUUUUAGUAAUAAAUUGUUAUUAGCUUUUUUAUGAUUGUGUUUAUUAAAAUAAGCCCCAUUUAGUUCGUCUUGUUUUGAAAACGUGUGAAAUGUUAAACGUUUAUUUUGACGGCAUGCUUUCAUUUUCUGUUCAAAGAUUGUUUAAUGAGACAUUUUGUAUGAUAGUUUGGUUUAAUUAAAGAAUAAUGGAAUGUCUUUGUGUUAGUUAUGUUUUGAAAACGUGUGAAUUGACGAAAAUUAAUUAAGCCGGCAUGCUUUCAUUGUCUGGUCAAAGAUUUAUUAAUAAGACAAACGGUAUGACAGUUUGGCGUGAUUAAAGAAUAAAUAAGGUAACACGCUUAACCAGACAACAAUGCUGUUUGCAAAGUAAUUAUAAGGGCUGACUAUAUAUAAAGAGGGUAUCUGAAUGAGCCCAAAGUAUGUGUUUUGUUUGUGUCGGACAAUACUAUUUGUGACUUGGAAUACGAUUGCUAUAUAGUGGUGUCGGUUUCAGUGCAUCUGCCAUGUGUUCAAACAUAUAUGUGCUUAUUUGAUGUCGGAUACAAUAAUUUUCUAGUGUUAGUUAGUUUUGUGUUUGUGUUUCUGCAAUGGCAGAAGUGGCAAGUUGUAUACAUUGUGGAAAGACAGUUGGGCAGAGGCAACGUGCUGUUUCUUGCGAUGCCUGCGAGCGAUGGCAACACAUAGGCUGUGAUUCUGGUAUAUCCCUGGCAGAAUACAAAGCAGCAACAAGAGACGAAAGAGAAAUUCACUUUCUAUGUGCAGAAUGUUGCAGAAGCAUUCCCACUAUUCAUAGUGUGCCUGAGGACGAAAGGGUAUCACAUGUUGACCCAGAUUUAACACAGUUAGUAGAACCUGAUAGUGCUGACGCGACAUUUCUGAAUGGGGACGUUUAUUCUCCUAUGGCCGCCCCGGUUGCAGAAUCAACAGUAAUCCAUCACGAGCAUGGCCAGACAUCUACGACUAACCCUCGCAAUCUUAACGAAACCUUCGUCGUAGAUAACACAGACAGACGAACUCACAUCUCCACAGAAGAUUCGUCGUUAAACAUAGGGGAUAUAUCUUAUGUCACUCCAGAAAUACAUAUAGAAGAGUAAGUUCACAUUUCAUUGUUACACUCAAUGUAUU